AUGGCGCUCUAUCCCUUUGCAGGAACGCUAACAGGGACGUUGACCCGCGCCCGAACCGAACUGAACCCUGAAUACCUGGACCUCCGCUCCAGGGCCGAGCUCAACCCAGAAUACUGGACCCCGUGCACACCUCUAUCGCAGCGCCGCGUCACGUUUCACCUGCCAGACGGUUCUCAGGAGAGCUGCAGUGACAGUGGGCUGGGGGACCACGAGCCCACGCUCCUCUCAUGCCCUCUCCCUCUGGUGCAGGGCCAGGCGCAGGAAGACUUCUACCAACAGGCCUCCCCGGACAAGAGGACCGAAGCCGACGGGAACUCUGACCCCAACUCUGAUGGCCCCCUGGGACCCAGAGGCCUAGUGGAAGCUACAGAGAUGUGUACCCAGGAGUGUUUGGUGCUUGGCCACUCUGACAACUGCUGGAUGCCCCCUACCCUCGGCUCCUACAGCCAGCCCAAGUCUCCAGUUUCCAACUUCGCCACCCAGAAAGAGUGGGCCAAAGAGAAACUGCUCAACGGCCAUACUACCUUGACCCGGACCUGGAAGACCGAUAGUGGGCGGGACCAGUUUUGUGACAAGAAGCAAUUUGGCAGCGGGGAGGGACACUUCAGUAGCAGUGGCCACAUGGCUGACAUCCCAUUGGCUAGUUUGAAAUCCUACCAGCCAACCACUGGUCCAGACUCUCCGAAGGAACACCAGCUAUAAAAGGAGCACUGAUUGGGGGCAGCCAAUCUAAACAGGGCUGCGAUUGGAUAAUCUGAACAGGACAGAUGACGCAAGUUUCAAGAGUUUUCUUUUUCUUUUUUUCUUUCUUGUUAGUACUAUUUGAUUUAAGUCGAUGCUUGUGCUAUGUGAUAGUUACAUGUACUACGUAGGCCACUAGACUAGUACUGAUGCAGUGUACUCUACAAUUCAACUUCUGGCGAUGGAUGGAUGGAUGGAUGGAUGGAUGGAUGGAUGGCGCAAGAGAAGGUCUCUUGGGAUUCCCUUUUGAUGGACAAACCCCCGCCCCAAAAAUGAAACAUUUCCUCAUCACUCUGAUGGCAGGAAUAAAGGGGGUCGAAUCCACCUGGGAAAAAGGAAGUAUACGAUCCAGGCUACCUGGAAAAAUGGAACAAUACCUAAACAGGAAUUCAUAUACUCAACAGUAAAAAAAAAAAGAUCAACAAUAUUAUGGCUGACCAAUAUAUUCCAAUAUUGUGACGUGGUUGUUAUUGAGUUGUUUGAGACUAUAUUAAUCUACACAAUCAAAGAAAAACGGAGUUACAGGUUACGUCCAAAAUGGUACCCUAUUACGUAUUUAGUACACUACUUUUAACCAGGGUCCUAGGACUUUGGUCAAAAGUAGUGCACUACAUAGGGGGAAUAGGGUGCGAUUUGGGAUGUUAAAAAAAAAGCCCCCUACAAUUCCAGUAUAGGAAGGCGUGCGUUGUUCUGAUGGAUAACACUGUUAAGUGGACACUUGUCUAGUCUGUCAAUAGUCUAUGUGUUUUGUAAAUAGGACAUGUGAUACUAACCCAGUUGAUGUAAUACUGCCAUGGAUCUAGAACGCUGAUCGUGGCUGCACAUUAUGACAUCACAAUAUGGUUUCCAAUGGCAUCCUAUCACCUAUACAGUGCUACUUCUGACCAGGAAGUGUACUAUAUAGGGAGAAGUAUGCCAUUUAGGAUGCGCCCUAUACAUUUUGGGUUUCAAUCUUUUUGUUAAAAGAAAUUGGGGGGGGGGGCAUAUUGAUAAUGUAAAAGAAAAAUUCACAUACUCAUUUAAGGCCUGUUGUGUUGGGGAUAUUAUGGAAAACACAUAUUCAACCGUUACAAAAUGAUGCACAGUGUUGACCCAAAGUCUGAUUUCCUUUCAUUCAACUACUACGGCAAACGUAUUUUUUCAAAAUAAAUUUUGUAUCAUUGACGUAUAACGCUUGAUUUUUACAUUAUGGGAAACAAAAAGCUUGCAAUCUUUUCCGCAUAAAAUAAAUUAAAAAGAAAUAUUUAAAAAAAUAUUUUAAAAACUAAUGUUACUAUUCAACAGCAAUAUAUUUGUAAAUGGCUAAGUGUUUUAUCUAACUUUGACUCAUUAUUGUACAACAUUUGAUUGAAAUUGUGAUUAGUUGAGUACAAUUGAAUAGUAGUACUACAACCUAAAUGAAUUUUCGUUGUCCAUAUACGACCACUUUGUGUACUGUGCCUUCAUAACGUUAUACCAAGCAUUAUACUUAUUUAUUAUUUAAAUGAUUAGAAAAUAUGCAUUGAUGUCUGGAGGAGGGACGGGGGACAGUGUACGUUGUUUGCAGUAACGUUUUUGUUGUAAUAUCACAAACGGAUGUGGCAGUUUCACCAUUAAAGGAUUCCAGCUGUAAAUUCCUUAUGAAUGAAUGUUUGGCGAUGUAUGAAAAAUAUAAGAUAUAAUCUAAACCAAUGAAAAAAAUACAUAUAAAAGACAACUAAAUGUAAUUGUUAAUAAACACAAUAAUAUCUGUAUCACACAAGAGAGGCAUGUGCAUAAGAUAAUUCACCAACAACGUCAUCGUUUUCAUUGUUUUCCCACUCCGGUCAGGAGGUCAAGGUUUCCUCUGUUCAACGGCAUGGCAGGAGAUUGACACAAAACGGAAUAGCAUGCUAAAACAAAUAGAUUGAUAGCUUUAAAAAAAGAAAAGAAGAACUUUUAAUUAUUUUGUAUCAUAUUUUUCAUUCUGUUUGAAAGAGAGAGGGAGAAAUAUAGUGAAUUUGUAUAUUUAGGGGUGAAGACAUUUAAUUUUGUAUAGCACUUCCAUGUUUUCUGUCACAAUAUAACAACGUGUAUCGGGUUGGGUGGAGUGACUUGCUUAGCGCAGUAUGUUUGUCAGUGAGUUGUGGGGGGGGGUGGGGUGUUUGGCAUCAUAGAUAUUGAACCAGUUAAUCAUUGUUACUCUACAGGUAUACAGCUACUGCAAUAAAUGUUUUCAAUAUGUG
Molecule: messenger RNA, 2945 nt
Organism: Salmo salar (Atlantic salmon)
Lineage: Eukaryota; Metazoa; Chordata; Actinopteri; Salmoniformes; Salmonidae
Source: RefSeq, a predicted model, not a curated record